UAGGAUGAUACACACGCUAUUAGAGUAGACAACCCAGGUGCUAUCAAGUAUCAGUCAGUAACUCCUAAAGGUUCGAUUUGAGAUGCUCUACACGCAAACAAGAAGAGCUUAUCGGCCGGCUUAUCGCGGCGCCUCUCUGCACAACUUGGCAACAGAUGAAGACCCGGCCAGAGCAGCGUUCGCGUGCGUCUCCGGACACGGUCACACCUAACACCUUGCGCCCAUGCACCCCCUCUCACUUACUCUGACGACAAAGAAAACAUUACAAAAUUUCCUUUACGACCAGUUCCAGUCGCUCGGUUCGCACUGUGAUCCGCUGCUGAGUACUACCGCCAUAUACUCGGUCACGCAAGUACACGUUUCGCAGUCCAUUUGAUCGAUCAGGGUCGCUUCCAAUUGCACAGGCAGGCAGCACAGCAGGGCAGCCAUGGGACCGUCCGGGUCCGGCAGAAGCUGGCUCGUCGUCCUCGUCGUCGUCUCUGCAACCCUCUGCGCCCAUGCGUCAGCUGCGGCGUCCGACACGACGACGACCGUGCUGGCGGCGGAGCGCACGCGGCGGAAGGACCCCCUGGACGGGCUCAGGUACUACACCGGCGGCUGGAACAUCAGCAACAGGCACUACCUGGCGUCGGCAGGUUUCAGCGCGGCGCCCGUGUUCGCGUUCGCCGCGCUCUGGUUCAUCGCGGCGGCGGCGGCGCUCGUCUGCUGCUGCUGCUGCUUCUGCUGCCGCGGCGGCGGCAACGGCAACAGCUACUCCUACUCGCGCCGGGUGUUCGCGCUCUCGCUCCUGCUGCUGCUCGCCUUCACAGCCGCAGCCGUCGUCGCGUGCGCGGUCCUGUACGACGGGCAGCGCAAGCUGAGCGGCAGCACGACGGCGACGCUGGACUACGUGGUGGGCCAGGCGGACGGCGCCGCGGCCACCAUGCGCAACUUCACGGCCCUCCUGGAGGCGGCGAAGACGGCGGGCGGCGGCGUGGCCUCGCUGCCCCCCGACGUCGCGCGGGGCGUCGACGACGUCGCGCGCCGGGUGGACGCGGCCGCCGACGCCACCGCCGCGCGCGCGGCCAGCAACUCCCGCAGGAUCCGGACGUCGCUGGACGCCGUAAGGAAGGUCCUGAUCGGCGUCGCGGCCGUGAUGCUGGCCCUCGUCCUCGUUGGCUUCGCGUUCUCGUUGACGGGGAAGAAGUCGCUUGUGUCCACAGCGGUGUUUCUUGCAUGGAUCAUAAUUACGGCGACCCUAAUACUGUCCGGCACUUUCCUUCUCCUGCACAACGUGAUAGGAGACACCUGCGUGGCGAUGGACGAGUGGGUGGCCCAGCCGCAGGGGCAGGGGCAGAGCCACACCGCGCUGGACGACAUCCUGCCCUGCGCCGACGCGGCGGUGACGGCGGAGGCGCUGCGGCGGAGCAAGGAGGUGAACUACCAGCUGGUCUCCAAGCUCAACCAGCUGCUCUCCAACGUGUCGAACGGCAACGUGCCUCCGCAGGCCGGGCCCCCGCUCUACUACAACCAGUCGGGGCCUCCCGUGCCGCUCCUCUGCAGCCCCUACAGCGCCGACCUCUCCGACCGGCCCUGCGCCGUCGGCGAGGUCACCGCCGCCGACGCGCAGCAGGUCUGGCAGCGCUACGUGUGCCGCGCGGCGGCGGGGUCGGGCCGGGAAGAGGUGUGCUCGACGGCGGGGCGCCUGACGCCGGCGAUGUACUCGCAGAUGGUCGCCGUGGCCGGCCUCAGCGACGGGCUGAGGCGGCAGUCCCCGGCCCUGGCCGACGUCGCGAGCUGCGUGACCGUGCGGCGCGCGUUCCGGACGGUGGGCCAGCGCGGCUGCCCCCCGCUGCGGCGGGACAGCCGCCGGGUGUACCAGGCGCUGCUCGCGGCGUCGGCGGCCGGGAUGCUCGCCGCGGCCGCGUGGCUCGUGCACUCCCGGGAGCGGCGGCGGCGGCGGGACAGCGAGCGGUUCAAGGUGUCGCCGUACAGGCUCCCCAUCGAGGACAAGGUGCUGCUCAACAGCCCCAGACGGCCGUACAGGCGAGUGUAGCUGUAGUGUAAACACAAGCUUGGUCAUCGACCAGACGCUGACGGAUCGGAUCGGACCUCUCGAGCACAGUGACGACGACGGUCCAGUGCAGGUCCGGUAGGGGAGAAAAUGGAUUCCGAGCAGUUUUGGCAGUACAAUUCUGUAAAGUAUAUAAAUGUGUCCUUGUACUGUGGUAACUGUACAUGAGUGGCUACGCGAAUAAGGUACCUUCUUGGAUUGGAUCAAACCACACCAGUGUGCCUGUUUGAUAA
Molecule: messenger RNA, 2286 nt
Organism: Zea mays
Lineage: Eukaryota; Viridiplantae; Streptophyta; Magnoliopsida; Poales; Poaceae
Exons: 9
Coding region: 428-2035 (535 amino acids)
Cellular component (GO): plasmodesma; plasma membrane
Source: RefSeq, a predicted model, not a curated record